AUGUCUGAAACAGCCACAGCUACAAGGCCUCCGGCCAAGCCACUCCGCAGGAGCUCGCCCGUUCGCUCCACCGCCAAGCACCACCUCGAACCCAACCCGUUCGAGAAAUCCUUCAGCUCAGGCCCCGAUUCGUCAGAGAACGUCGAGCGCCGCAAGGUCGAGGGCAAGACCAACGCCGUCAGCACGCCUCCUCUCUCCACUCGUCCCGGCGCCGCCUACCGCGAUCGCACCUACUCCAACUCAAAGAACACGUCGCCACAACAGGAGUCUGGCUCGACGCCCAAGCCUCUGCUCCCACCGGUCGCCUCCAUCACUUCACCUGCGGGCGAGACCAACGCGUACCCAUGGUCGGGUAGUCUCACCAGCUCCUUGAGGUCUGGUCCUCUCUCGCCAGCCAUGCUCGCCGGUCCUCAAAGUUCUCACUUCGACCCCAACUCGUUCCGUACCGGCUUCACCCCAGACCUGUCCAACUUCAAAACCGGCUUGACCCCACUCGGAGGCGGCAUGUCAUUCCCACCUCCAUCGCCCAACACCGCUGCUUUCCUCGCUGCCAUGGUCAACAACACCUCAGGUGCUCCCUCCUCGGCAGCCACCAUCACUCCCAACACGCUCGCGGCUCUCACCAACGCUGCCAACGCAGCCACCAACGGCGGAUCCAUGGACCCAAGUGCUGCAGGGGGUGCUCCCGGCGGUGCUCUGUCCACCCACCCCCAGAACUUUGCCGGCAAGCCCACCGAUGCUCACAACGCUUUCGACAUUGCCUUCAGCCGGUCCUUCCCUGGCGACCGUGGUGACGGAAAGCUGGCUGGAUCCAAGCUCAAGGCAGAGCUCAAGGGCGGCUCUUCGGACGGCAGCGUCUCGCAAAGCGUCAGUCCCCAGAUGAUGCAGAAGCAGCUGGAGGGCGCUGCCGGCGAUCAGCAGAACGCCGCUUCGGGUCUCUUCCUCUUGAGCCGUGCGCACCAAGAGAUGUCCAAGCGCGAAGGUGCCAACGCCGCCUCGACCUCGCUGUACGAGUCCAAGCCCAACGCCGCUGCUGCGAAGAAGGGCGCCGCUGCAGGCAAGAAGGACGACGCCGCCAAGCCCAACGGCAACAAGCGAAAGAAGUCGGGCUCAGUCGAUGACAGCACCUCCGCUGCCGGCCCUGCUUCCACGACCAUGAACGCACCACCCGCCAAAGCUGUCAAGACCGCGAAAGGCGGCAAGAAGGCUGCCGCUGCUGCUGCUGCCGCCGCCGCCGCUACCGACGACCACGCUGCUGCCAUGGCUCAAGGCAAGAACUCCUUUUCAAGCUCCAACGGCGGCGGAUCGUACAAGUCGGAGAAUGGCGACGACGACGAUCAGCAGUGGGACAGCGACGACGACGGAGAAGGCAAAGGCAAUAUGGACGCCAAACGCAAGAACUUCCUCGAACGUAACCGACAGGCCGCGCUCAAGUGUCGUCAGCGCAAGAAGGCGUGGCUCGCUUCGCUGCAGGCCAAGGUCGAGUACCUUCAGAAUGACAACGAGAACCUGCAGAACACCGUUGGGGCCUUGCGCAACGAAAACAUGUUCCUCAAGAGCCAGCUGGUGCAAGCUACGGGAGGCGCUCCGCUGCCCAACAUGCCCAUGGGAAUGCCGAUGGGCAUGCCGAUGGCUCCUCCACCACACGGCGUCGACCCGCAUCACUCGAUGGGACCCUCACAGAUGGGCAUUCCUGCCAACAUGGCUCCUCAUCCGGCGUACAUGCACCCAGGAGCUUCGGGUCCUCCCAUGACCCAGGGACCUGGUGGCGCUUACGCACCGGCACACGCUCCUCACGGUGUGCCAAGAGGACCCGGCUUCCCAGAUCACAUGCACCAACGCCAGCAGGCAGGAGCAGGCGGUCGACCCCGGUCCGAGGAGGAUGUGCUGGGCGGCGGCAUCAAGCAUGAACGCGAGUGGAGCUCUGCUUCCGCAGACGGAUCCAAGAAUGCCGGAGCAAGCGCGGCUGGCGCCACCAUCAAGGUGUGA
This is a messenger RNA of Kalmanozyma brasiliensis GHG001, 1989 nucleotides long. RefSeq names its product Basic-leucine zipper domain protein. Bases 1 to 1989 code for a protein of 662 amino acids. Gene Ontology annotation, molecular function: DNA-binding transcription factor activity, RNA polymerase II-specific; RNA polymerase II cis-regulatory region sequence-specific DNA binding. Gene Ontology annotation, biological process: regulation of transcription by RNA polymerase II. The transcript is spliced from 2 exons. Lineage: Eukaryota; Fungi; Basidiomycota; Ustilaginomycetes; Ustilaginales. The record is from RefSeq and is a predicted model, not a curated record.